AUGGGUGGCGCUAACAGAGAAGGCGGCAAGGUCAAGCCCUUGAAGCAGGCCAAGAAGGCCCAGAAGGACCUCGACGAGGACGACAUGGCCUACCUCGAGAAGAAGCGCGCCGACGAGAAGGCUCGCAAGGAGUUGGCCGCCAAGGCUGGAGGCAAGGGCCCUCUCAACACCGGUGGUCAGGGCAUCAAGAAGAGCGGAAAGAAAUAA
Fusarium poae is the source of this 207-nucleotide messenger RNA. It is a transcript of the gene TMA7, whose product is annotated as Translation machinery-associated protein 7. NCBI's taxonomy places the organism in Eukaryota, Fungi, Ascomycota, Sordariomycetes, Hypocreales, Nectriaceae. The coding region runs from base 1 to 207 and encodes 68 amino acids. The record is from RefSeq and is a predicted model, not a curated record. The transcript has 3 exons.